GCGCAUUGGGCUUUCGCAGCCGGCUUUGCCGUGCAAGGAGUGAGAGGCGCCCGUGCGCGCCUCGGGCCCGAGGAGGACUUUGACGUUGCGGGCCGGCUACGUAGCCGGCCGUACAUGCAGAAACCAUGACAACUUCAGGAAAAGAAAACUUUCGACUGAAGAGCUAUAAAAACAAGUCUCUGAAUCCUGAUGAAAUGCGUCGCCGGCGUGAGGAAGAGGGCCUUCAACUACGGAAGCAGAAAAGAGAGGAACAGCUAUUUAAACGUAGAAAUGUCGCCACAGCUGAUGAAGAAGCAGAGGAAGAAGUUAUGUCAGAUGGCGGGUUCCAUGAAACUCAGAUGAAUAACAUGGAAAUGACAUCUAGUGCAGUGAUUACAUCUGAUAUGACUGAGAUGAUUUUCUCCAAUAGUCCAGAACAACAGCUCUCAGCUACCCAGAAAUUCCGAAAACUUCUCUCAAAAGAACCAAAUCCUCCUAUAGACGAAGUCAUCAGUACACAAGGUGUGGUAGCAAGGUUUGUGGAAUUCCUCAAACGGAAAGAAAACUGCACUUUACAGUUUGAAGCUGCCUGGGUACUGACGAACAUUGCUUCUGGAAAUUCCCUUCAAACUCGGAUUGUGAUUCAAGCAGGAGCUGUUCCUAUCUUCAUAGAACUGCUCAGCUCAGAAUUUGAAGAUGUGCAAGAACAGGCUGUUUGGGCUCUUGGCAAUAUUGCAGGUGACAGUACUAUGUGUAGAGACUAUGUGCUUGAUUGCAACAUCUUACCCCCUCUAUUACAAUUGCUUUCCAAACAGAAUCGUCUUACCAUGACACGAAAUGCUGUGUGGGCACUCUCUAACCUUUGCAGAGGGAAGAAUCCUCCUCCAGAUUUUCUUAAGGUAUCUCCCUGUCUGGGUGUGCUCUCAUGGCUGUUGUUUGUCAAUGACACGGAUGUUUUAGCUGAUGCAUGUUGGGCGCUCUCAUACUUGUCUGAUGGACCCAAUGAUAAAAUCCAGGCUGUGAUUGAUGCAGGAGUUUGCAGGAGGCUUGUGGAGUUGCUAAUGCACAAUGACUACAAAGUGGUAUCUCCCGCCUUGCGAGCAGUUGGGAAUAUUGUUACAGGGGAUGACGUCCAAACCCAGGUUAUACUGAAUUGUUCAGCACUGCAAAGUUUAUUACACUUGCUAAGUAGUCCUAAAGAAUCAAUUAAAAAAGAAGCAUGUUGGACAAUAUCAAAUAUCACAGCUGGAAACCGAGCCCAGAUCCAGACUGUCAUAGAUGCCAACAUUUUCCCAGCUCUAAUAAAUAUUUUACAAACUGCUGAGUUUCGGACAAGAAAAGAAGCGGCUUGGGCUAUCACUAAUGCAACUUCUGGUGGCUCUGCUGAGCAAAUCAAGUACCUGGUAGAACUUGGCUGCAUCAAACCACUCUGUGACCUCCUUACAGUGAUGGACUCAAAGAUUGUGCAGGUAGCACUUAAUGGGCUGGAAAAUAUCCUGAGACUUGGCGAGCAAGAAGCCAGACGAAGCGGCACUGGCAUUAACCCUUACUGUGCACUCAUUGAAGAAGCCUAUGGCCUGGAUAAGAUUGAGUUCCUGCAGAGCCAUGAGAAUCAAGAAAUCUACCAGAAGGCCUUCGAUCUGAUUGAGCAUUACUUUGGGACAGAAGAGGAGGACAGCAGUAUUGCUCCACAAGUAGAUCUUGGCCAACAACAGUACAUCUUUCAGCAGUGUGAGGCUCCCAUGGAAGGCUUCCAGCUCUGAGGUGCUCCUGUGUGCUGUGUUGCUCUGCCCAGCCAGUCCUAAUGUAGAGCUCCGAGUUGGUCCUGUUUUCCAUAAAUCUGUGUGAGCUCAUUUGUUGCUUUGCGCACACACUUCCUUAAACACAACUGGAAAACAUUUGGCUCUUAGUUGUAGGAUGCCACUUUGGUAAGGGCUUACCAUAACUGUUGUGCCCAUCUCUCCGGAGCUGGAGCGCCUCUAUAAAAGUGUCAGUUUUUCCCAAUGAAGUAUACACUGAAGUGGUAUAACCCUAGAUUCUAAAAACAAGGGUGGAGUUUCUGUGUGUGUGUGUGUAUUGCAGUGCUCUUGCUGUCCACAGGGAGGCUUUGAGAGACCCUUUCUGCGCGGCUCCUUUGGGUGCCUGCCUCAUUCAGUGAUUUAAGAGAAUUAUUUAAUGCUCACACAGAAUAUGAAUGGUAGUGAUUUUGUGUGUGGCAGCCUCAGUUCCAGUUUAUAUAUAUAAAUAUAUACAUAUGAUACUUACAGAUAUUGGAAUGAGCUCUUUGUUCCCUGCACUUAUAGCUGCCAAUGAAUAAGCUUCUCCAGGUUCUAACAACACUGAAAUAUUGUCAGCAAGGUGACAUCUAUGCUGCUAUUUUGACUGCAUGGGAUUUGGAGUUCUUUUCUAUCUGCACAAGGAAUGGGGAACUGCCCAUCUCUCUGUACAUUCCUAGCAGCACAGCCAGUACUCUCGUGAAGAUGCCCUAAAUUGUGCCAGGGAUAGAGGAACUUCACUGCUCAUCUACCACAGCAUAAAUUGGCUUUCUCUGUGUUCAAACUGAACUUUCCUUUCAUGUUUUGAAAUUGGCCCUCAUUAACAUCAUUACUGCUGGAAAUCUCUGCUUGAGUUUUUGUACUGCUUGGUCAAACAGGGCUCGGUCAAAUUUUUGUUGUGCAUUCUUAAUAUGCUAAACUAUUGAUGCAAGGAAGUUAUGAGUUCCCUGGGAUCCAUCUCUCUCAUGAACUGUAGCUUCUAAGACAGGGCACAAAGAAUACUUGGGCUUUAGCAGCUUCAUUACAUGCCAACAAAUCUGCCUAAUGGAAUCUAACCCUCUCAAGUGAGGUCUGUAUUUCACAGCUACACUACAAGCACUUCAGUUGUGAAAUCAUCUGCCUAACUUCAGUUUGCACCUCUCAUUUAGUCCUCACUACAAACAGCUGAUCUCUGAUGAAACAGCACUUCAACUUCCUGCAACAGCCUAGUGUGUCACGGCAGUUUCCAUGUAUUUGUAGAAUGCACCAAGGUUGUGGCUCUCCAGAUUGCUUGGACUGAAGGCAUUGGAUAUGAAUGCCUUGAUCAUCAUCUUGCAUUCCAAUGCCAGCUGACUGUGGCAGCACAGUAUUAAUUUAACAUAUCAGCAGUGUUGUUUUUCUGUGAAUGCUCAGAUAUUCUAGGGGGCUUGCACCCUCUCCCAAAUUAGGUAGUGGCUUAAGUCACUGUGACCUUAAGAAAACAAAUGUUCAUCCAUAAUUCUGUUAUCAGAAUUGCCCGAUGGAGCAUUCAUGUUACAAUCAACAGAAGAUAACUAAAAUCAACCACAAAAAAUCUACUUUGUCAAACUGUUAAGAGGUCUUCUCUCAUCAAAGUUUUGUGAGAUUCUCUCAUGGAAGCCCUCAGUUACCCCUUUGAUCCAUUAUCCAGCAGCCUCUACUUUCAAGUUACUUUAAUGUAGUGUUCUGUUACACUGAAAUAACAUUUUAGGUCACCAUUGUCAACUUCUCUUGGGCUUCUUUUGUUUUAGGACUUUAAGGUCUAACCUGAAAUGGUGGGGAAUCUGUUUUGCAAUAAAUUAAUCUCCAAUUAUGUUUGUUGUUCGUGGGGAGGGUCCUUUAUGGGGAAAAGAAUCCAUGGCUCACUUUGAUAUGCCUCUGUCACAUAAGCAAGUCUGGCAACAAACGAUACAUGUUGUCUAUGUGAGCCUUAACUGGCUGGGAUUGCCUUGAGAAGUCAGUGAACUGCUUUGUGCAAAAUGUUGGUUUAUUUAACCCAUUGGUUUUUGAAUUCUGGGUUACGCUAUGUGAACCUGGCCUGACUGACCAUAGUUUAUUAGCCACAAAAAAUCCAGGGAGGCAACCCAUGGUUUGUUACUGGUUGUUACUCAUAAGUUGUUCUGCCAGGCUAUAAAAGCAGUGAGCAAGAGCGGUCAAAAAGCAGCUCUGCAUGCUUUAUUGACCACUGCAAAAGCAUUUGGGAUAUAGAAGGGGAGCAGGCAAAGGAGGAGGGAAACAAACUACCCCGGAACUGAGAAAACAAUGGUUUAUUCUACCAUUGGGUGGACAAACCUUGGAUAGGGCAAAAAACCAUGGGUUAGCAUUAUGAACAAGCCGGGUCCCUGUUUAUUAAACCUGUUUCAAGAAAAAAUGGCACCACAGCUACACAUGUAAGGAAGACACAGGUACAAGCAAGGAAGCAAACAGUGUGCAAGAAAGAUAAAUUGGGGCAAGGAACUGGGGUUUACAAAACUUUUUGUGGGCGAAAGUGCAUUGCAACCCAUUUUUAAAAAAAAAAAUUAGAUGGGUAAUCUUUAAAAAUAACAAUGUUGCCUUUAUGUCCCAUAGCUAAUAAUCAUGUUUGUUUCUUAAAGGGUGGUAGAAGCACUGAUGAAUAGCAAUCUUGUUUCAGCUUCCAGAUUUUUUUGUGGCUGGGUUUUUUAAAAUGUAAAUUACCAAUGACAUGUCAUUUCUAUAAGGUUUGUUUUAAAUCAUGUACUUUAUUUGAUAGGUUUUGGGUUGGGGGGAAGCUACGUGUUUUGUAAGCCAACUUCAGUAAAGCGUAUGUGUGAUACUGAAAUAUCACACAUACACCAAUACUGAUAGUGUGUAUAUGUGUAUGCAUACCUAGAGUACAUAUGCAUGUACACACUCCUCUAGUGUGUUUGCUAAUGUGUAUGUAUAUAUGUAUAUUUACACACAUCCUUUAUCUUUCUCACACUGAAAGUUUUUCUUCCAAGCUAGUGAGAAUGUGGUGCAUUGGUGUUCCUGCUAGGAAAUGACAAUUCUCUCUUUAAAGGGGUGAAUUAAACCAUAAAUACAUUCAAUGAAA
Varanus komodoensis (Komodo dragon) is the source of this 4803-nucleotide messenger RNA. RefSeq names its product karyopherin subunit alpha 1 (gene KPNA1). Bases 126 to 1742 code for a protein of 538 amino acids. The transcript has 14 exons. Gene Ontology annotation, biological process: postsynapse to nucleus signaling pathway; NLS-bearing protein import into nucleus. Gene Ontology annotation, molecular function: nuclear import signal receptor activity; protein binding. Lineage: Eukaryota; Metazoa; Chordata; Lepidosauria; Squamata; Varanidae. Gene Ontology annotation, cellular component: nucleus; cytoplasm; nucleoplasm. The record is from RefSeq and is a predicted model, not a curated record.